This is a messenger RNA of Esox lucius (northern pike), 1253 nucleotides long. Its product is annotated as cleavage and polyadenylation specificity factor subunit 5. Lineage: Eukaryota; Metazoa; Chordata; Actinopteri; Esociformes; Esocidae. The record is from RefSeq and is marked provisional. Gene Ontology annotation, molecular function: mRNA binding. Gene Ontology annotation, cellular component: mRNA cleavage factor complex.
AGAAGAAGAAGACGAUUUACGCAUGGUUACUUCCUUCCAUUCUUCUUUGUUAUUAUUGUAAUUAUAUACUGUAUGAUUUUUGUUAAAUUUCUGACUUAAGGUUUUUGAAGCUAGAUUUGGUACCGCGAUAUUGCAUCUAUGUCAGGUUUGCCGACUCCGAACCGCUCAUCUGCCGGCUGGCCGCGCGGUGUCAAUCAGUUCGGGGGAAACAAAUACAUGAGCGCGACGGCGAAACCUCUCACCCUUGAGAGAACUAUCAACUUAUAUCCUCUCACCAACUAUACAUUCGGUACCAAGGAGCCACUCUAUGAAAAGGAUAGUUCAGUGGCAGCACGGUUCCAGAGGAUGCGCGAAGAGUUUGACAAAAUGGGAAUGCGUAGGACGGUGGAGGGAGUGCUGAUUGUCCACGAGCACAGGUUGCCCCAUGUAUUGCUGCUCCAGCUGGGGACCACCUUCUUCAAACUGCCAGGUGGGGAGCUUAGCUCAGGAGAGGAUGAGGUGGAUGGACUGAAGCGCCUGAUGACAGAGAUUUUAGGCCGACAAGACGGGGUUAAGCAAGACUGGGUGAUUGAUGACUGCAUUGGAAACUGGUGGCGCCCAAACUUUGAGCCCCCACAAUAUCCCUACAUUCCAGCCCACAUUACUAAGCCCAAGGAGCAUAAAAAGCUAUUUCUGGUUCAACUGCAGGAAAAAGCUCUGUUUGCAGUCCCAAAAAACUACAAACUGGUCGCAGCCCCUCUAUUUGAGCUCUAUGACAACGCCCCCGGUUAUGGGCCAAUCAUAUCCAGCCUACCGCAGCUACUAAGCAGGUUCAACUUUAUUUACAACUGAAUGUUGUGAACAUGGAUACAGUGGGUGACUGUCUCUGUGAGUGCAGUCAUGGUAUGUUGAAAUGGAGACAUGGAGGGGAAGUGAAACAAUGUGGCAUGAGCGGGAAUCCAAGAAACUGAUACUUAGUAAAAAAAAAAAAGGAGAAAAAAAAAAGAAAAAAAGGAAAACACCACCUCAGGCGAACGGACUGUAAAAGGGCUGUUUACAAUGAUGAAUGAAAAAAAUACUGUCUGACAUUAGGUUUUUGUUUUGGAUCUGAAACAUUUGUUAUUUUGUACAUGAUGUUUAAUGUUGAUUUUAUGCUCUUUGGCAGAAUACAUUUUUUUGAUUAAAGAAACAACAGCAUGGAGUUUUCUGUUGUGUUUUAACCUGUAUUACUGUCUUGCUAUUAUUUUUCUUAAAAAUAAAUUACUAUUUUCAAG